Molecule: messenger RNA, 1791 nt
Organism: Penicillium riverlandense
Lineage: Eukaryota; Fungi; Ascomycota; Eurotiomycetes; Eurotiales; Aspergillaceae
Exons: 1
Coding region: 1-1791 (596 amino acids)
Source: RefSeq, a predicted model, not a curated record
AUGCAUAUUCAUUUAUUCCUGAACACUUUCUUGGUUCUGCUCUCACUUGGGGAGCAGCUGCGUAGAACAGAGCCAAUUGAUGUUCCACAUGGCGCCCAAGGAAGAGACAUCCCAGUCUCUCUCCAGCGACCACCUGAUGCGCCACCGGCGUUGAAGCAUGACCGUCCAGCAAACUGUCAUAAUCCUGCCUUCUUGAAAUCGGCGAAACCCGCCUUGAAAAAACCGGAGCCGAAGCAUGCCAUCUUGAACUCGCCGAAAUCCGAAAUACCGAAAACACCUAGUCCUUCGGUCUUGACGCCGACGUCGAAGCAUGACUGCCCAGCGAAAAAUCAUAACCAUGACCAUCCCAUCAUGGCACCGAAGCCGAAGCAUGCCAUCUUGAACUCGCCGGAAUCCGAAAUACCGAAAACACCUAGUCCUUCGGUCUUGACGCCGACGUCGAAGCAUGACUGCCCAGCGAAAAAUCAUAACCAUGACCAUCCCAUCAUGGCACCGAAGCCGAAGCAUGCCAUCUUGAACUCGCCGAAACCCGAAAUACCGAAAACACCUAGUCCUUCGGUCUUGACGCCGACGUCGAAGCAUGACUGCCCAGCGAAAAAUCAUAAGACUCCCAGUUUCACACGGUUGCCAUCGUCGAUCACCUCGCCUCCCUCAACAACUACUCAAGUGGAUAAUCCGCUCUGUUGGCCGUCGGAAAAUCCACAUCCAGAGGACCCUAAUAUGCCAAAGUAUGGCUGGUGCGUCUGCAGUGGCGGUAUUCGUCAUCCGGCGACUCAGAACGAAAUCUGUCCUCAACUGUCAUUUCCGUGGAGCUGGUAUACCUGGCCUUCUCCUGCGCCUAAUACCACGUUAACGAAUGGCGAGAACGUUGGGUACCUAUACACAUACAACGAGCCCACUGCGGGUGGUGCUAAGAUUGCAUGUGAAACAUCGAAGGUCGCGAAUAUGGCCUUAUAUGGCGCUUAUGAAGGGAUGGAGACAGUCUGCUCUGGUUCAACGACGACGCUUACUACCGGCGUGAGCUAUGUGACAACGGCGACUGGUCUUACAGUGAGUCCAGUCCUCGCCGGAAAUUGGGUCCAUUCGAUAUCGGAAAGCCCCGUCCCGAGCACUAGUUCCUCGUCGGAAGUAGCAAUACUCGUUUCUAGUAUCUACAAUGCUCUGUCGACUAUCUGCUCUGAUAGCGGGACUCCAACUACUACUGUUAUUCCGGUAACAAAGUGGAAUGACAAUAAGGAUCAUAUGUGGACAGUCACAGAAACACAGACUAUGACUGCCUGCGCCACAGAUACUGUCGAAGUUAUUGAUGUGUGGUAUAUAGAUUCGGAUGAGUCCAAUGGCCCGCAACAAGGAACUCUCAAAAUUUCUGUAAUUGAGUCCUGGUUUACAGCAGAGAACCUGAAAGAAUGGAUGUUGCAGGUUGCAUCCAUCUACGCAAAGAUGGCUAUGAGCCGCACUACAUAUGAAUCUUAUGACGAUGGGGCCGGGUAUUCAGAAGAACCUGUUGUCAAUUUCAAGGAGCUUGCGCAGCACCACGCUCCAAGAUAUGUCGGCCUCAUAUACAAGUGGAUCUACGAGAGUGUUGAGGUUGACCUAGGGAGGAUGUGGACUCAUCUAACUUUUCAACCAAGCGAAGAAGAUUUGCUCGAGUGCGUGUCAUCGGAGGAAAUGAUACAGUUUUUUGCAUCCCUUUGCGAGACCUUCGCACCAGAAUUAGCAGGGGAGAUCCAAACUGUUGCAACUAAGGCAGAGAAACUGUUUUUGUUCGUGUGUGAAAAAUCGGAUGGCUAG